AUGGUCAAUUCCUGUUGUGGCUCUGUCUGCUCUGACCAGGGUUGUGGCCCAGGCCUCUGCCAGGAGACUUGCUGCUGUCCCAGCUGCUGCCAGACUACCUGCUGCCGCCCCAGCUGCUGUGGGUCCAGCUGCUGCAGACCCAGCUGUUGUCAGACCACCUGCUGCAGGACCACCUGCUGCCGCCCCAGCUGCUGCGUGUCCACCUGCUGCAGACCCCAGUGCUACCAGACUGUGUGCUGCCAGCCCACCUGCUGCUGCCCCAGCUGCUGUGUGUCCAGCUGCUGCCGUCCAGUCUGCUGCCAGACCACCUGCUGUAGAACAACCUGCUGCCGCCCCAGCUGCUGUGGUGGUUCUUGUUGCUGA
Molecule: messenger RNA, 363 nt
Organism: Miniopterus natalensis
Lineage: Eukaryota; Metazoa; Chordata; Mammalia; Chiroptera; Miniopteridae
Source: RefSeq, a predicted model, not a curated record